Molecule: messenger RNA, 6130 nt
Organism: Ahaetulla prasina
Lineage: Eukaryota; Metazoa; Chordata; Lepidosauria; Squamata; Colubridae
Gene: KIF24
Product: kinesin family member 24
Exons: 13
Coding region: 109-4107 (1332 amino acids)
Biological process (GO): microtubule-based movement
Molecular function (GO): microtubule binding; ATP binding; microtubule motor activity
Source: RefSeq, a predicted model, not a curated record
ACAGCUGCAUCUACGAAAGAUGCCUCUAAAUUUAGGCGUUCUGGUUUUCUGCUGCCUGAACCAUUAAACUUCAGCUCUGCGGGAAAGCAAGUCGCCGUGACUAAGAAGAUGGCCUCGUGUCUGUAUGAAUGCCUCUGUGAGGCGGAACUUCAAAAAUAUUACCCGCAUUUUACCGCCCUCGGCUUCCAGAAAAUCGACGAACUUGCCAAGGUCUCCAUGAAGGAUUACAGCAAACUCGGGGUUCAUAACAUGAAGGACCGCAAGCGUCUCUUCCAGCUCAUUCGGAUCAUCAAGAUGCUGCAGGCCGAAGACGAAGCGGUCAGGAAAAAACAGGAAGAUUUCCAGAAAAGUACCCGCCGCCUGCGACCCCAGCUCACUCGGUCCGGCCCACGGAGACAACUCCAUUUUGAUUCCGAAGAGAAAGGUCAACGGAAAGAGGUUGAAUCUGGGUCGUGCGCCUUAUCUCCCAGUUCUUCAAAUGAGGGUAAAGAGGAGGCCGCUGCGGUGUUUGGCCAUGAUUCGGUCCACAAAAGACCCAGGAAGGACUCCUUAAAAGCAUCUGCAAGCUGGACAGAGAACCAGCUAGUGGUCCCAGCUCCAAGUCCAUCUAACGAUGUUUUAGGAGACACAGACAUUUCCUUUGUACAGAGAGUAGCUCAUAUCUCGGGCUACAAUUACGGAGUGCCUCAUUCUUACACCAGAACGACUGCUGGUGAGAAAGAGACCCCGUGGAUCGAAACGGACAAGAUCCGUGUGUGUGUGCGAAAACGCCCCCUCGGUCUACGAGAAGAGAGGCGUGGAGAAGUGAACAUCCUCACAGUGGAAGACAAGGAAACGCUGCUGCUCCAUGAGAAGAAAGAGGCCGUUGACCUCACACAGUACAUCUUGCAGCAUGUGUUUUAUUUUGACGAAGUCUUUGGGGAGUCCUGUUCCAAUCAAGACGUGUACAUGAAGACGGCCCAUCCUCUCAUUCAACAUGUAUUUAGUGGAGGCAACGCCACCUGCUUUGCGUACGGACAGACAGGGGCAGGAAAAACCUACACCAUGUUUGGCACCCAUAAAACGCCCGGCCUCUACGCCUUGGCUGCUAACGAGAUCUUCAAGCAACUGGAAACAACUCAGGCUAGGAAAGAUCUCCAUGUCUGGAUCAGCUUUUAUGAGAUCUACUGCGGGCAGCUUUAUGAUCUGCUAAAUGGAAGAAAGAGGCUUUUUGCAAGGGAAGAUAGUAAGCAUGUUGUACAAAUAGUUGGGCUGCGCGAGGUCCAUGUGAACACGGUCAACCUGCUCCUGGAGGUUAUUCUGAAAGGAGGGAAGGAGCGCAGCACAGGAGCGACUGGAGUCAACUCUGAUUCUUCCAGGUCCCAUGCCAUUAUCCAGAUCCAGAUGAAGGACCCUGCAAACAGAGUGUUUGGGAGGAUCUCGUUUAUUGACCUGGCUGGCAGUGAGAGGGCCGCUGAUGCCAAAGACUCUGACCGACAGACAAAAAUGGAAGGAGCAGAAAUCAACCAGAGUCUUCUAGCACUGAAAGAAUGUAUCCGUGCGCUCGAUCAAGAACACGCUCACACCCCCUUCAGACAAAGCAAACUGACCCAGGUCCUGAAGGACUCUUUUGUUGGCAACUCCAAGACGUGCAUGAUUGCCAACGUGUCACCCAGCCACGUGGCCACAGAACACACCUUAAAUACCUUGCGCUAUGCUGACAGGGUAAAAGAGCUGAAGAGAGGGAUGAAAUCUUGCACCCCUAUUGCCAGCAGACCCCGGGCAGCGGGACACACGUCUCCUAAGCGAAUCCAGACGUCUCCUUACAUCCAAGUUGGAGGGAAGAGCUCUCCCAAAAAAGUCAAGCUGGGGUUGCAUCACCCUCUGAUGCCGACACCCUUGUCCAAGCUGAAGACCUCUUUGCUCUUUCAGCCGGUGCACCUUCCUUUCUCCUCCACGCCGAAAGCCCAGGGGCGCAAAGAAGCUUUGGGAACUCCGUGGCCUGGUUGCCCCAGCGCGGAAAGAGGGAUCCCGAAGGCAGAGUCGACCUCCAAGAAGCUGGCUGAGGAACCUGCGGCAACGUCUGAGAAAAGCCACCUCCGGAAGGACUCGGCGGCCAGGAGAGAAGGCGGCCAGGAGGACAGGCAGCGGGGGAAGUCUCCGAAAGUCGAACCGGUGCAGAAGCGACUGGUUUCCAGGGCUGAUUUUUCCCAUCACGGCUCAGAUGGCCUGUCGGAUCACGAGGACGAUCCCGGGAGGCUCUUUGCGGAUCAGUGCGUGGCCGCCUGGAUGGGCGUUUCCUCCCAUCAGAAAGACCGAGAGCAGCACCUGCGGCUUUAUCACCAGCAGUUCCAGCAGCCGCCUCUCCUCCAACAGAAGUUAAACUACCAGCCCUUGGAAAAGUUUUUAGCUCGGUACAAGUCCCAGGAGAUCCAGGUGAGGCCGGAGGGCUCUUGCCCUGACUCCGGGUCCCCUCAGGGCCGGGAUGAAACCAUGCAGCUGGAGGAACUGGACGACAGCGACUUCAGCGAGGACUCUUUCUCUCCCGGGCCCGGUCGGAAGAAGGCGGAGAAGGACGCUCGAAAGCAAAGCAACCAGAAUUCCUUUUUCCUCCAUCGGAGAGAUUUCGGGGCUGGGGAGCGGGACGGAGAAGAGGAGCAGACGCUGUUCUGUAAAUGGUACACGUUUGAGAAGGGAGGAAGAGCCUUCCCAAGCGAGGAAGAGUCCAGCAGCUACGAAGAAGGCGGUAGAGGUUUAUGUGAUUGGAGCUCAGGAGAAAUAGCAGCGGUGGGCUCUUCCCCGCACAGGGGCAUCCCGGAGAAACCUUAUUGCUCGAAGGAAGAUGACGGCCUUACAGGCCACAAGAUACAUUCUCCAGGAUGUCCCGUCGAGAAGAAGCCGGCAAGAUCCUCGGAUCCGUCUCACGGUUGUCCCGACGGACACUUCUCCCCGCCAAGGAAGAGAACGCCAAGUCCACCUCUCGCUGCCAUCUUGCUGGAGUCCCCCUUUUCGGAAAAAACGGGUCUCCCCAAAGGGACGGACUUCCGUGGAGUGUUAGACUUCCCCAUGGCUGAUGACUCGGUGACCCCUUUGUCCAUAUCCUUCCUUAACUCGGGAUCAGCAGAGAGUGAAGGGAAGAAGAGGACCGACGAAGAAGUUGUCAGCAGGGGCUGGGAGGAAGACGCCGAGCACGCUGGUGAAAGCAGGCAACCCUCUGCGUCCAGCAUCUACGAAAUUAAUCACUGGGGGAGAAAAACCGAGCGGGGUCUUUCCCCAGGGGCCCAAUUCCAGUGGCUCCCUCAGUCUUGUCCCUGUCCAGGGGAUGCUUCCAUCUUGGAGGCCACAUGGGCCUUGGGGGAAUGUGGUUGUGGCUAUGCCAGUGAAGAUCCUCUGGCCGAACUCUUUCCUCGGCACACGGGGGGAAGGGCCUCGCUUCGUGGAAACCUACAAACAAGCGAAUAUUCAACCACCUGUGACUCCGAUCCCGAAGUGGCAAAGAUGGCUCUUUCGUGGAGCUAUUCGGAUCAUCUGGGUUUGGGGCAAAAAGAGACCCCUGUGCUCUUGGGCCCGUCCAGCGCCGUUGAUAAGGGAGGAGCAUCUUCCCCUCCAAAUGCUUCAUCCGGUUCUGAUAACGCAGGAAAGAAGCACCUCUCAGAACGAGGUCCCCCGUCACCGUCUGAUUUGUCCCACGGGACUGUGGAGCGGUGGCAUUCAGAGGAAGCCUGCAGGAAGGAAGAAACCCAGGAGAUGCACAAUUGUGAGGAUACGGAGCAGGAUUCGGAGGCUGAACCCAAGGGGACUGUUGCCGAGACGGCAGAGAACCCACAGGAGGCUUGUGGGCAGGUGGGCUUGGCUGAAGGUGCCCUGAAGGAGAAGGAGGCGCUGGGAAGCAGGCAGCUUGUUCUUCGAACCCAUCAGGAGCAGCUGGACGAAAUGGCCGCCUUGGCGUCUCGGGAGGAACGCUUGAUGGGCAUGAUGUCAGAUUUGGAAUUUGAGGACUGUCUGAUGAAACUGGACGAAAUCCUGAGCCUGAAAGCCGAAUGCAUCCGCCGGGCACGAAGCCGGCUGCAGCUCUGCUUUGCUGCUCCCUCAAGUGGCACCACGCUACUACCGGUUUCCUCCACCUAGUAAGGAGGCGCGAGAGCCAGACGGGCUACGGACAGCAUUUCAAAGUACCAAAGAGAUCCGAUUGUCAUGCUUAGCAUGUUUUCGGAAGAAACCUACAUGUCAGUUAACAAGGGAACUUGGCUGAUGACCAAGGCGGUUCCCCUCUCUCCCAAAUUGCUUCAGGCUAGAUCUUCCAGAAUCUGUUGAAAGGAAGGAGGGGAGGAGAUAUCACCUGCUCCCAAAGUCAUCCAGGUUUUCCUGCCUGGCUGUCAUUGGGUGAGUCUGAGGAGUGUCUGAGCUGUGACAAAGGCAGCUGCGUAAUCUCCCCCCACUUCUCUGCUUAACAAAAAUGCUACAUUAAUACUUCGGCUACCCCAUUAGCUGCCAUCAGUCCACUGAAACGCCCACCACAAAAUUCAAAGCCUAAUAAUUUGGAAUUUGAGGGACAAAAGGUGGAGAAGGGAUGUCUUGAAAACCUGCAGGUGAAAUAAAGGCAGCCCUCCUAACCUGAAAUCUUCACAUUGGCUCCGCUAAAUAUUAGCACCGGUGCAAAUGUUCGCUGGACAAACCUCUGAUUCCUACCAACGAGUUCAACAGUUGUUACAACAGCAAUUACACAAGAUUAGGAAUUUGGCAGGUGCGCAGUUAAUAGAAGGUUCUCCUGACAUGUAAGAGUCAGGCCUUCAAGCCUUGUUCUGCAGUUUCAAAGACCGGCAAUAAAGAAUAUUGAAAGAAAUAGUAACUCCUGAGUAGAGGGAAUGGAGCUGGUAUCUUGCAACCUGGUGGGCCUCGAGCAUCAGAUUCUCGUGAGAUACACCAUUGGUGGUCUGAUUCUUUGUCGGGCUCCCAAGUAGGAAGAGUUAGUUAGGGGACAGAGGUAGAAAGGGCUAGUGGUCACCGUGAGAGAGCGAUUCAGCCAGAAUUGGGAGCCAGUCACCGAGACCACUGAGAGCGCUGCCUAGAUAGGCGUUUAUUUUGACUUCACGUCGCCUAAGCACGUAGCCCAUCCUUGCCACUACGCCGCCUAAUUCCAAUAUUAGGUGCCAUUGGGUCAUGGAGAUUGCAGACCAGUGCCACCAAGGAGGAUCCGAAGCACAUCGAUUUGACCUUGAGCCUACGUGUAAGUUUUAGGGCCCGGAAUGCGAUGGUCACGCAUGCUCUUCGACGGUAAAAGAAUCACAACAAAAAAGGGGUUGCGAAAAGACAAAACGGUACAAACUGUCAGAAAUGCAUAAAAAUAAAUAUAAACCCAGCAGGUGGACCAAGAGCAACACACCUAAAUUAAAAAAGAAGUAGUAGAAAUAGCUUGGUUGUAUUGCAUUAAGCACUUUGCUUUCAUCAUACCAAAAAAAAAGUGUCUUUAAAUACCUUUAAUAGGUGAAAAUGGUUCAUGUGGUUUAAGGGAUGUUGAUUGCGGCAAAUGCUACAUAAAUUAAGUUAGAAUGAGUUUGAAUAUAUGCGUGUCAUUUUAUACUGAAAUAUAAAUGGCUUGGGAAUUUGCUGUGUUCAUGACAAUGCCCUCUAAAUGAAGGACCUGGAUCAAAAUGUAAUUUGAUGCUUUGAUUGCAAGAAUAAUUCAGAAGCGAGGAGAGGGCCAGAGAGCGUAAUUAUGCCGAUGUGCGGUGGCGCCAGACAUCCUCUUGAGUGAUGUGACGUCUCGGCACAGCUGGUCCUUGAGAAGGAAGAGGUGACAUUUUUGGGGCUGGCCAAAGUAGGUGGGCUCUCCGUAACCGAAUUUGACUUGCACCAUUAUAAAUAAAAUUUAUUCACAAUUGCUUGCCAUGGAUUUGGUAGUUUUCCUUUUCACGGGACGAGUUUUUACACAGGGUUCCAAGAGGAAUCGGUGUCUUUUAUGCGAUUACGUAUCUCUCGUCUUUAUAAGCCGUUUCAAGCUCUCUACUGGUUUACUAUAUAUUUAACUCUCCGCAGCUUUUGGAUCGGUGUGGACGUUCUUGGCUCCAAAUUUUGUCGUGGUCCCAGUCCCAAGGAGACUUGUAGAUUUCACAUUAUCCUUUUCUUCUUUUUUUUCAAAGCACUUUCUAUG